This is a messenger RNA of Lagopus muta (rock ptarmigan), 1249 nucleotides long. Its product is annotated as ly6/PLAUR domain-containing protein 2-like. NCBI's taxonomy places the organism in Eukaryota, Metazoa, Chordata, Aves, Galliformes, Phasianidae. The transcript has 3 exons. Gene Ontology annotation, molecular function: acetylcholine receptor inhibitor activity. Bases 12 to 395 code for a protein of 127 amino acids. The record is from RefSeq and is a predicted model, not a curated record.
CUACUCUCAGCAUGAAGAUGCCUCUGGUGGGGCUGCUGCUUGGCCUGGCAUGCAUAGAGUUGGCCCAGUCCUUGCAGUGCUACACAUGCAAGGAGCCAAUGGACAUUUCCAAGUGCAGAACACCCACAGAAUGUCCCCCGAGAGCCAAGGUGUGCACAACAACUCUGCACUCUGUAGACUUAGGUUACCCGUUUUUUGGCAACAUCACCGUCACAAGAAGCUGUGAAGAGGAGUGUGUCACCUAUGAAGGGAUAGGGUCAAAUAGACCAACAACAUGCUGCUACACUGACCUCUGCACUGAAGACACCAGGAGCAGCAAGGGGGAGAGAAGCAGCUCUGCAGCGCUGGGUGUGAUGGCCAUGAUUUUUGGCACGCUCCUCCAGUGUGUUCUGUGAUGUUGAUGGGUAUCUGUGCUCCAGUCAAAGCAUUCUCACUCCUCUCUCUGCCAAGAUGUGAACUUUGAGAUACCCUGGGAAAACUUCUUCACUCAAGUGUGUCUUCACCCAUCUUCAGCGCUAUGAAUUCAAUGGGAUUCAAGCCAAAAGUUUGGGCAUUCAGAACUAAAAUCCUCAAAUUUCCACUUUCCAGCUGAUAUAAACAGAUGUUCUUCACCUAUGGUUGCUUCUGUUUCCCAGAAUCCACAUCUCACCUUGCAGCUUUCUUCACUGGGGAGCAGAGGUGGAUAAAGAGAGUGGUGGCUCUGAGCAGCAUGAGGGACUGGGCUGUGACACUGGGCUUGAGCAAGAGCAGGGGCUGUACUUAUAUGUGUAUUGGACACAACGGAUCUCCCCAGCUCCCACACAGUGUACAUCUGUGACAAUAACCUAAUGCAAAAUCCCCAAAAUACCUGCAACUCUUCAUCGGGAUCUUCCUUUACUUUCUUUCCACACUGGGUGCUAUCUCCUGAGCCAGAUGGAUGUUGCAACCUUCCCAGUACUCAACAAAGCACAGUAUGCAAUUGGAGGGAGCUGGCUCUUAAAUCUGUCCAGAAUGUUAUGGAAUGGGUUCAGAAGGGCUCAGCCUUCACGCAUGGAGAUGGGACAUGUUUCUGAAAAGCUCAAAAGAUGUUCAGGAUGAAGCACUCAAGGCUAGUUAAACUGAUAAAAGCAAGUCAAGGAGUUUGAGCAGAACAAACUCCCAUCAGCCCUUCGCCUGAGCUCAGGUUGCAAUCAUAGUCCCUGGCUUUCUCCUUCCAGAUGUUUCACAGACUGUUCCUAGUAAUUUCUCCUAUUACUCUGUCCUUCCCCAU